Messenger RNA from Erinaceus europaeus (western European hedgehog), 7933 nucleotides. RefSeq names its product arginine-glutamic acid dipeptide repeats (gene RERE). Lineage: Eukaryota; Metazoa; Chordata; Mammalia; Eulipotyphla; Erinaceidae. Gene Ontology annotation, molecular function: transcription corepressor activity; sequence-specific DNA binding; chromatin binding. The coding region runs from base 684 to 5426 and encodes 1580 amino acids. The record is from RefSeq and is a predicted model, not a curated record. Gene Ontology annotation, cellular component: nucleus. Gene Ontology annotation, biological process: regulation of DNA-templated transcription. The transcript is spliced from 24 exons.
UGGGCGGUGGGUCCGCGCAGCAGCCCCGCCGCGGCUCGGCCACCAUCGCCGAGGCGCCGCUGCUCCCACAGACGCUCGCGAGUAGCCCCCGGCGCUCCCAGCCUCCUCUUCCUCCAGCACGCCCGAGACGCUCUUUCGGCUCGGGUCUCGCCCCAUCCCUCGCCUCCGCCUCCCUGGUUCUCUCUUUUAGCUCGCUUCCCACAUUGUGUCUGCCCCAUUUGCUCUCCGAGUUGAGGAGGAAAAAAAUCCUCCUCUUCCUCCUCCUCGAGGAGCCCCUCGCCCUCAGAAAAACAAAAAGCAGACAUGAGCCUGGGCUCCCGCUCCUAAAGGAUCGGCCGAGCUAGGGCCAGGGAGCCGAGCGGAGAGCGCACCAAAGGUCAGGGAGGGCAGCCCCGUAGCCCCCGGCUCUGUGCCCGCGGCCCGGCCCCUCCUCGGCGGCCCCUAGCCCCGCAGGCCUCCCUCCAGAGCCCCCAGCCCCUCCACUUUCCCGGGAGCCGGCCGCACACACCUUCAUUGAUGGUGUAGCGCAUUCGGGGAAGCAUUUUUGAAACGUUGGGGUUGUUGGAGUGGUUGGAUUUUUCCUGGAAUUGAGUGAGAAAUUCAGAAGACUGAAGCCCAGGCUUACUGUCUACCUUUCACGGAGGCCUAGCCGUGAGAGGACAGAAGAAGGCACGUGGCGAAUCAUGACAGCUGACAAAGACAAAGACAAAGACAAAGAGAAGGACCGGGACAGAGAUCGUGACCGAGAAAGAGAUAAAAGAGACAAAACAAGAGAGAGUGAGAAUUCAAGACCACGCAGGAGCUGUACCUUAGAGGGAGGAGCCAAAAAUUAUGCUGAGAGUGAUCAUAGUGAAGAUGAGGACAAUGACAAUAAUAGUGCCACAACGGAGGAGUCCACAAAGAAGAACAAAAAGAAACCACCGAAAAAAAAGUCUCGUUAUGAAAGGACAGAUACUGGUGAGAUAACAUCCUACAUCACUGAGGAUGAUGUUAUCUACAGACCAGGAGACUGUGUGUAUAUCGAGAGUCGGAGGCCAAACACACCAUAUUUCAUCUGUAGCAUUCAAGACUUCAAACUGGUCCACAACUCCCAGGCCUGUUGCAGAUCUCCAACUCCUGCUUUGUGUGACCCCCCGGCAUGCUCUCUGCCGGUGGCAUCACAGCCACCACAACAUCUUUCUGAAGCCGGGAGAGGGCCUGUAGGGGACAGAGAGAAAUCAAGAGAAGAUGGGAAGACAAAGAGAGGGAGAGAAAGACCCCUGCGGACCUGCUUCACCGCCUGUGAAGCGAAAUCCCGGCAGAGUAAGAGAGAUCAUCUACUCAUGAACGUCAAAUGGUACUACCGUCAAUCUGAAGUUCCAGAUUCUGUGUAUCAACAUUUGGUUCAGGAUCGACAUAAUGAAAAUGACUCUGGAAGAGAACUUGUCAUAACAGAUCCAGUUAUCAAGAACCGAGAACUCUUCAUUUCCGAUUAUGUUGACACUUACCAUGCUGCUGCUCUUAGAGGAAAGUGUAACAUCUCCCAUUUUUCUGACAUAUUUGCUGCUAGAGAAUUUAAAGCUCGAGUGGAUUCAUUUUUCUACAUAUUAGGCUACAAUCCUGAGACAAGGAGGCUGAACAGCACCCAGGGGGAAAUUCGUGUUGGUCCUAGUCAUCAGGCCAAACUUCCAGAUUUGCAACCAUUUCCUUCUCCUGAUGGUGAUACUGUGACCCAGCAUGAGGAACUGGUCUGGAUGCCUGGAGUUAAUGACUGUGAUCUCCUCAUGUACUUGAGGGCAGCAAGGAGCAUGGCAGCAUUUGCAGGAAUGUGUGAUGGAGGUUCCACAGAAGAUGGCUGUGUUGCAGCAUCUCGAGAUGAUACCACCCUCAAUGCACUGAACACACUACAUGAAAGCAGUUAUGAUGCUGGCAAAGCCCUGCAGCGCCUGGUAAAGAAGCCUGUACCCAAGCUGAUCGAGAAGUGCUGGACUGAGGAUGAAGUGAAACGCUUCGUUAAGGGGCUCAGGCAGUACGGCAAGAACUUCUUCAGAAUUAGAAAGGAGCUGCUUCCCAAUAAGGAAACAGGAGAACUAAUUACCUUCUAUUACUAUUGGAAGAAAACCCCUGAAGCAGCCAGCUCCAGAGCCCAUCGCAGGCACCGCAGGCAAGCCGUGUUCAGAAGGAUUAAGACUCGCACCGCAUCCACACCUGUCAACACCCCCUCCAGACCUCCCUCCAGUGAAUUCUUGGAUCUGAGUUCUGCCAGCGAGGAUGACUUUGACAGUGAGGACAGUGAGCAAGAGCUGAAGGGGUACGCCUGCCGCCACUGCUUCACCACUACCUCCAAAGACUGGCACCACGGGGGCCGGGAGAACAUCCUGCUGUGCACAGACUGCCGUAUCCACUUCAAGAAGUACGGUGAACUUCCUCCCAUCGAGAAGCCUGUGGAUCCCCCACCAUUUAUGUUCAAACCUGUCAAAGAGGAAGAUGAUGGGCUCAGUGGGAAGCAUAGCAUGAGGACUCGGCGGAGUCGAGGCUCGAUGUCUACACUGCGUAGUGGUCGAAAGAAGCAGCCAGCCAGCCCUGAUGGUCGUGCAUCACCCAUCAAUGAAGAUAUCCGCACCAGUGGCCGGAACUCCCCUAGCGCUGCCAGCACUUCCAGCAAUGACAGUAAAGCAGAGACCGUGAAGAAAUCGACCAAGAAGGUGAAGGAGGAGGCCUCUUCCCCUCUGAAGAGCACCAAGCGCCAGCGGGAGAAGGUCACCUCUGACACUGAGGAGGCCGACAGGACCAGCUCCAAGAAGACAAAAACCCAGGAGAUCAGCCGGCCUAACUCACCCUCUGAAGGCGAAGGAGAGAGUUCCGACAGCCGCAGUGUCAAUGAUGAGGGCAGCAGUGACCCCAAAGACAUCGACCAGGACAAUCGCAGUACAUCUCCCAGCAUCCCCAGUCCCCAGGACAACGAGAGUGACUCAGACUCCUCAGCUCAGCAGCAGAUGCUACAGGCCCCGCCCUCAGCCUUACAGGCUCCCAGUGGGGCUCCCCCAGCUACCCCCAUGGGCCCACAGAGUACACCCCAACUUCCCACACCAGGACCCCCACCUUCUGCUUCUGUUGUUCCACCACAAGGCUCCCCCUCAGGCUCCCAGCCCCCCAAUCAGCCACAGGCUCCAACAGCUCCUGCUCCCCACACCCACAUUCAGCAAGCACCCACCCUACACACACAGCAGUUGCCUUCCCCACACCCUCCCCUUCAGCCUCUGACGGGGCCAGCUAACCAAACCCCAGCCCCACCUCAUGCCCAGCCACCCCUGCACAAUCAGGGCCCACCUGGUCCCCAUAGCCUGCAGGCUGGACCCCUACUACAGCACCCAGGCCCCCCACAGCCCUUUGGACUCCCUCCCCAGGCCUCUCAGGCCACUGCUCACCCUCACUCUUCCCUGCAACCACCAGCCUCGCAGUCUGCACUGCAGCCCCAGCAGCCUCCACGGGAGCAGCCCUUGCCACCUGCACCCUUGGCUAUGCCACACAUCAAGCCCCCACCCACCACACCCAUCCCCCAGUUGCCAGCACCACAGACUCACAAGCACCCUCCUCAUCUCUCGGGGCCCUCACCCUUUUCCAUGAAUGCUAACCUUCCCCCUCCUCCUGCCUUGAAACCCCUGAGCUCCCUGUCCACACAUCAUCCCCCAUCAGCCCACCCUCCACCCCUGCAGCUCAUGCCUCAGAGCCAGCCUUUGCCCUCCUCUCCUGCCCAGCCCCCUGUGUUGACCCAGAGCCAGAGCCUCCCCCCUACUACACCUUCUCACCCCCCAGCAGGCCUCCACCAGGUGCCUCCCCAGCCUCCAUUCACUCAGCACCCUUUUGUCCCUGGAGCCCCCCCUCCCAUCACCCCUCCAACAUGCCCCUCCACAUCCACCCCACCUGCUGGACCUGGGCCCUCAGCCCAGCCACCCUGUUCUGCUACUGUUUCCUCGGGAAGCAGCAUUUCUGGAGGAGCAACCUGCCCGCUUCCCACUGUCCAGAUCAAGGAAGAGGCUCUGGAUGAUACUGAGGAGCCAGAGAGCCCCCCUCCUCCACCUAGGAGUCCUUCCCCUGAACCUACCGUGGUGGACACCCCUAGCCAUGCCAGCCAGUCAGCCAGGUUCUACAAGCACCUGGACCGGGGUUACAACUCAUGUGCACGCACAGACCUGUACUUCAUGCCUCUGGUGGGAUCCAAACUGGCCAAGAAGAGGGAGGAGGCCAUUGAAAAGGCCAAACGUGAGGCUGAGCAGAAGGCCCGAGAGGAGCGGGAGAAGGAGAAGGAGAAGGAGCGAGAACGGGAACGGGAGCGCGAGCGUGAGGCAGAGCGAGCGGCUCAGAAGGCAUCCAGCUCAGCACAUGAAGGGCGUCUCAGCGACCCCCAGCUCAGUGGACCUGGCCACAUGCGGCCAUCCUUUGAGCCACCACCGACCACCAUUGCUGCUGUGCCUCCAUACAUAGGGCCCGACACGCCUGCCCUUCGGACUCUGAGCGAGUAUGCUCGACCUCAUGUCAUGUCACCGACCAACCGUAACCAUCCUUUCUACAUGCCCCUCAACCCCACUGACCCCCUGCUGACUUACCACAUGCCUGGCCUCUACAAUGUUGAUCCCACCAUUCGAGAGCGGGAGCUCCGUGAGCGAGAGAUCCGAGAGCGGGAGAUCCGAGAGCGGGAGCUCCGGGAAAGGAUGAAGCCAGGCUUUGAGGUGAAGCCCCCGGAGCUAGACCCCCUGCACCCGGCCGCCAACCCCAUGGAGCACUUCGCCCGGCAUAGCGCCCUCACCAUCCCUCCCACUGCCGGCCCCCACCCUUUUGCUUCUUUCCACCCGGGCCUGAACCCUUUGGAGAGGGAGAGACUGGCCCUAGCAGGCCCCCAGCUACGGCCUGAGAUGAGCUACCCGGAUAGACUGGCAGCCGAGCGCAUUCAUGCUGAGCGCAUGGCCUCACUGACCAGCGACCCCCUGGCCCGCCUGCAGAUGUUCAACGUGACUCCCCACCAUCACCAGCACUCCCACAUCCACUCGCACCUCCACCUCCACCAGCAGGACCCCCUCCACCAAGGUUCAGCAGGUCCAGUUCACCCACUGGUUGACCCUCUGACUGCUGGUCCUCAUCUGGCUCGAUUCCCCUACCCACCUGGCACUCUCCCCAAUCCUCUGCUUGGACAGCCCCCCCAUGAGCAUGAGAUGCUUCGCCAUCCUGUUUUUGGAACCCCCUACCCCCGAGACCUGCCCGGGGCUAUCCCACCCCCGAUGUCAGCAGCACAUCAGCUGCAGGCCAUGCAUGCCCAGUCUGCAGAGCUUCAGAGACUGGCCAUGGAGCAACAGUGGCUGCAUGGACACCCCCACAUGCACGGUGGCCACCUACCCAGUCAGGAGGAUUAUUACAGUCGACUGAAGAAAGAAGGUGACAAGCAGUUAUAAGUUAUUUAUUUCUUAUUGCUGGCUGUGGAAACCCCAGUUAUUGGGGGGAAACAGGACUUUUUACAUACAAUAGAAGCUGCAAAAGCAAAAAGAAUAUCUUCUAAAGAUUUCUUUAUAUAUUUAAAAAGCCCACAACUAAAAAUGUAUCACCAUAAUAGUGUUUGUUUGUAGAGAGGAUUCCUUGAGACUGGUUUGGGUCUCCCUGCAUGACAGUCCCCCAGAAACUUAGUCCUGGACUGGACUGAACAUUCAGAAAACUCCCUACAAUCUUGGGGUUUGGCUUUCAUUUUCUUUUCAUUCUUUGAUUUCUCUGUAGGUGCUAGAAUCCAGUUAAUACUGUCCACUGUGCGUGCAGACACACUCAGUUAUGUGUGUUCCAAAACCCACAGGGUUUGCAGCUAGGCAGCAUAUGCGUGUGGAAUCCAAGAGCUGUAAUUUUUAAAAGAUCUUUUAUUUUAAUACAUUGUAGGAAAUCUUCUUAAUUUGAGAAAGUUCUACAGCAUGUCUGUAAAUAAAUGGUUUUAGAGCAGCCUUUUUUUUUCCUUCCACAAACUACUAUUUUUUCCAGCCAUGUCACUUAAUUGUGAAUUCUUACCAGCUACUGACAGAAUACAGAGUUGAUUUUUUAAUAAAAAGUUAUAUAUAAUUAUCCCUUUAAUUAAAGGGGACAGGUGGUCGUUACAAAUUAGAAAUGGACAAAAGCUUGGGACUAGGUUUGAAUGCAGCAGUGAGCAUCCAGGGGUUACAGGGACUUUUUUACAAACUUUGUUUUGUUGCUUUGAUUUUUUGCUUCUGUUUGUUCUUUGCUUGUGCUUUGCCAGUGGUACAGACAUGUAUCAGAUUGAAUUCCUCUCAUCUUGCACCAAGAGUGCAGGAAUUAAAUGUUCUGUCUCUGCAGGAUAGAAAGCACAUGUUUUUGUGUGUCUGAUUGUAGAUUUCUGUGCACAUACAUUUGAUCGUUCUAGAUGGACUACCUUUUUAAUUUUAUUUUGUCUUUCUCUAAUUUCUCUGCUCCCUCCUUCCUUCCUUUCUUCUUUCCUUCCUUCCUUCCUUUCUUUCUUCCUUUCUUUCUUUCAUUCAUUUCUUUCUGACAGUUUCAUUGGUUCCCUAACCACAUAUGCUUGCCAAAGGAGUCUGUUAGAAAUCUGCCCUGUUGUAUGUGUGUCAUCAUUUGAACCUUGUGAUGAGGCCAGGCCAUCUGCUACAGACUUAGGCUGCUUUCAAGUGAGGUAAAAGCAAGGGAAUCCCUGGUGUUGGCACUGUGGUGGUCUGCCCACCCCAGAGCAGAACCAUGCCUGGCGACCCAUAUGAGACAAGGCAACCCUUUAAGGUCCCAUCUCUAUCCUGGAAGUAGGAAUAAAGGCUUUCCUGCAUUUCCUAAGUUGCAGACAUGAUGCUCUUUCUCCAGAGCAGAGGGUGGGGAAAUUCUGGGGCUGUCUGCACAUCUUGAUCAAGCCUUCUGUCAGGAUGUGACUGUUUCUGUGUAGUGGUCACAUCCAAACUGUGUCAGAUGACAAGAGAGAACACUUUGGGGUCUGUAGAUCUAAAUGUGUCUCAUACUGAGUGACUUGGGCAUAGGAAGACACUGGCACUUUUGACCCAGAAACCAGCAGGUAUUAGCUCAGAUUCAGGUUUUCAGAUCCAAACCUGCAUCUGAGCCAUUUCCAGAUAGAGGGUUGUUUUAUCUGUCAAAAUAAUUGUUUUUCUCUUUUGUUUUCUCUUUCCAUUUCUGCCUUAACUUUAACUCCUUUAGAGGGGAGGCAAGUUCAUAUGAACCCUUUGUUAUCAAAUUCAUGGCCACCUUGACAGGAGGCCUUUAUUUUUUGAGGGAAUGGUGGUAUGCUCUCCUGUAGGCUUUGGGCUCUGAGUAAGGCCUCAUCAUGAUGACCUCUGACCUCUGCCUCCUUAUCUGAUGCCACCAACCUUCUCUCCCAGAUCUUAUUUUCUGCUAGUCUUUCAGUUAAACUGUAUUUAUCUCCUUUUGCUAGCAUCCAUUUUUUUCCAAAGAAGAGUGAAGUACUUGGAAGUUUGUACUUGAAAGCUGUCUGAAGGUGUUUUCCUGUUCUGUUUUGGUUUUCUCCCCCAUCCCAAGGUAAAGCACUGAGACUUUUCCAUUUAAAAACCCGCAGCCUGAAACCCUCACCUGGUUUGUUGAGGAGGCCCUCGACCUUAACACUAACCCCCUGGUUUCCUUUUAGAUUUUCCUCCCUUUCAUCUGAAGUUUUGGUUUUGCUUUCCUAUGUUUUGUAUCUUGUUCAAUGUUGUCAAGGUUGAGCUUCACUUUUCACUGCAGCAGCAGCAGAGCAGAGUGUACAUUCUGAUUUGCUACAUUUAUAUAUAUAUAUAUCUUGAAGCUAAAUGUAUAUAUGAGUAGUUUGCCAUGAGAUAACACAGUGUAAACAGUAGACACCCAGAAAUCGUGACUUCUGUGUUCUCUCCAUUUGAGUAUUUUGUAAUUUUUUUGAAAUAUUUGUGGACAUAAAUAAAACCAAGCUACACUACAAGAA